AAGAUGGCCGCUGUCAACUUCCCACAGUGCACGCGUUUGACAAUCAGCUGUUGUUUACACCGGUUCUUCCGACGUACGGCGCUGCCAGAAAAACAUCAAAACACUCCAUCCUUCCUCGUACUGAUUUGUGUAGUUUUUCGCACUGAACGCAUAAUAAUUAGGCGAGCCUGCAUUCGGUAGCUUUCGAGCUACGUGGGAAGUGAUUGUGACGCGGCUGUGAGCAUGUUAAAGUUGCUGCUGUCUCCCCAUCGACAAUGCUGCUGGCAGGGAUUGCUACGAUCUUCUCCAUACAGCACCGAUAGUAAACAUGUGCUGGUGCGUAAAACGCUUCAAUCGUUCGGUUCUGGGCGGACCGGAUUUCUACAACCGUUCCGUAAUACUACCCUGCGCGCGGUACGCCCAUCACACACGGUUACGAAAACGGGCUCCCAAGGCGGUCGGUUGAUAAGGGUGCUGCUCGGUGGGACCGCUGUAAGCUUCACAUUGGGCUACCAGUACCGGAAGUUGUUUGUGCACUGUGAAGCGUCCGUAAAUCGGUUGGCCGGUCAGCGGAAUCUGCUGGACGAUGGGACCGUACGGUUCGAUUGGUGGAAGUUUUGGCGCUACCUGAGACAUCAUUUAGGAAAACUGAUUGGCGCUGUUUUGGCAGCACUCGCCGUCGCUUAUUUCAACAUUCAAAUACCAAAUCUACUCGGAGUGAUCGUUAACAAGCUGGCCCGAUACGCCGGCAGUAGUCUGAAGGACAUCAAUACGGCGAGUUUCUUUCGCGACAUGCGAGGCCCAGCCCUGCAGCUGUUCGGGAUGUAUCUGGCCCAGUCCGGCUUUACCUUCCUGUACAUCCUACUGCUAAGCCAGAUCGGUGAGCAGAUGGCGGCCAGCAUACGGCAAGAUUUGUUCAAGCAAAUCAUCAUCCAAGACCUGAAGUUUUUCGAUCACAACCGGACGGGCGAACUGGUUAACCGGUUGACGGCCGAUGUGCAAGAUUUCAAGUCCAGCUUCAAGCAGUGCAUCUCGCAAGGAUUGCGCAGCUUCGCCCAGCUCGUCGGUGGCGGUAUUUCGCUGUUCUGGAUAUCGCCCCAGCUGGCCAGCAUUGCGCUCGUAUCGGUCCCGCUGGCCGUCGCCAUGUUUUCCCUGCUGGGCCGGUCGCUGCGUCACCUGAGCAAAAAAGCCCAAGCCCAGUCGGAACGGGCCACCUCCGUCAGUGAGGAAGCACUGUCCAACAUACGCACCGUACGUGCGAGCGCCAGCGAGUACAGCGAGGUAGAACUGUUCCGUGCCGAGACGGAAAAGUCGGCCGUGAUCUCGCAGCAGCUCGGUGCCGGAAUUGCCGUGUUCCAGGCGCUAAGCAAUCUGUGCCUUAACGGAAUGGUGCUCACCACGCUCCUGCUCGGCGGUCACUUUAUGUCGGCGAAUUCCAUCAGUGCCGGUGAUUUGAUGGCAUUUCUGGUUGCGGCCCAAGGUGUGCAACGAUCGCUCGCCCAGGGCUCCAUACUGCUCGGCUCGGUUAUCCGUGGCAUGACGGCGGGCGCCCGGGUGUUCGAGUUUCUAAGCCUGGAACCGCGGGUAGACCUGAAGCACGGACUAAUUAUCCCGCACGGUAAUUUGAAGGGAGAGAUCCGUUUCGAAGGUGUUCAGUUCGUGUAUCCAACGCGACCCAACCAGCGUGUGCUGAAGGACUUUAAUCUUGUACUGCGACCCGGCCAAACGGUGGCACUGGUGGGGGCUAGCGGGAGCGGUAAAUCGACCGUCGCUGCACUGCUGGAACGAUUCUACGAACCAACGGCCGGUCGGAUCACGAUCGAUGGGUACGAGUUGGGCCAUCUGUCGCCCAGCUGGCUACGCGGAGAGUUGAUCGGCUUCAUCGAGCAGCAGCCCGUCCUGUUCGGGACAACGAUUUACGAAAACAUUCGCUACGGACGACCGAACGCAACCCGGGAAGAGGUGAUGGAGGCGGCCAAAAUGUCACAAUCGCACGAGUUCGUUAGCCGGCUGCCGGAUGGUUACGAUACGAUGGUGGGUGAACGGGGCAUCCAGCUGAGCGGUGGCCAACGGCAACGGAUUGCAAUUGCGCGCGCUUUGCUCAAGCAACCGUUGAUACUGAUCCUAGACGAAGCGACCAGCGCUCUCGAUGCGGCCAGCGAAUCGAUCGUCCAGAGUGCGCUCGAUGCGGCAGUGCUGGAUCGAACGACGCUGGUCAUUGCACAUCGGCUUUCAACGAUCCGAAAUGCGGACGUUAUCGUGGUGCUGGACCAGGGCCAGAUUGUUGAGGUGGGCACACAUGACAGUUUAAUCAAAGCACAAGGUUACUAUUACGAGCUGGUCAAGCAACAGGAACGACAACAACGGCAGGAACAGGAUUCGAGGGCACUAGGAUAGACCAUUGGUGAGCUUUAGCUGUUACGAGGACGCUUAACGUUUGGACGGGGUGUAGGAAAAUCAGAUUCGCAAGCUGCAAAAAAAGACAAUUACUACAAAUAAAGCAAAUUAGGGGUUAUUUAUUACAACGGAAAUUCAUUGGAUCGGAAUGAUAAACAUUCGCGUUCAAAACGUG
Molecule: messenger RNA, 2551 nt
Organism: Anopheles stephensi (Asian malaria mosquito)
Lineage: Eukaryota; Metazoa; Arthropoda; Insecta; Diptera; Culicidae
Product: mitochondrial potassium channel ATP-binding subunit
Exons: 4
Coding region: 223-2376 (717 amino acids)
Biological process (GO): transmembrane transport
Cellular component (GO): membrane
Molecular function (GO): ATP hydrolysis activity; ATP binding; ABC-type oligopeptide transporter activity
Source: RefSeq, a predicted model, not a curated record